UCGAUUUAGUAGAUAUUAAAUAACAUAAAUUUUAAUAGACAAUUAACAUACAUUUUUCAUUCUACAUGUUUUGACAAUUUUUUAACUGGACAGUAUUAUUUGAAUGGAAACAUUUUAUCAUGUCAAUGAUUAUUUUCUCCUAAUAUUAGAUUAAAUAACACUGUUUUGAAUUGUAAUUUUUUAUGUAUUUUUGAACAUUAUGCCUCAUAUGCAGCACAUAGAUGAAUUGAUUCGAGAGUACCUACUAUUUCGAGGAUUUACCAACUCAUUAAAAUGGUUUGAUUUUGAUAUUAAAGCUGACAAAGAUAAGGGAUUCAGAGUUGAUAAAUUAGUAGAUCAAAUUUUACAGUUGGUUUAUUCUUAUGACUUUACUUUAAUUCGAGAAUUAUGGUCACAUUUUGAAAAUAAACUUUUUUCAAAAUUGGACCAUGACAUAUCAUCAGCUGUAAAAAAAUUGGAAAACAGUUUGCUCAAAUUUUAUGUUGUUCAUGCAAUAAUUAACAAUCGAUCUGAUAAAGUUAAUGAAUUUUUAAUAAAAAUGACCAAUGACUUACAAACACAAGCAGAAUGGAAAGAUUGGUUUAUGUUACCAUAUCUUAAGAAUGUAGAAGAAAAUCCUUUAUUUGCUAUUUAUUUCACUAAACAAUGGCAGGAUUCUUUUUUUGUAUCAUUGCAUAACUUUUUAUCCAUUGUUUAUCAAAUUAUACCACGACCUCGAUUGUGCCAAUAUGAAGAAGAUGCUAAUAAAAUUAAACGACUCCAAGAUGAAAUUGAUAUAUUAAAACAAAAACUUACUGAAGGAGUAUCUCAACCAAAGUAUAAUACAGUCAGUGGAUCUUAUACUACAAAACCGCCUAUUGAUAUAAUAGAUGACUUUUAUACUGUUUCUCAAGAAACAAUAAAAAACACUGAUACUGAAACGUCAAUGAAGUCAUUAAGAACACUUAUACGAACUAUAGGAGGACUUCCCACAAGUCCAAUAUUGGGAAAACAGAUGAACACAAAACGUGUACCUCAGCAUAUUCCAACAAAUACAGACACUAAUUUCAAAAAAAAUUUUGGAAACGCUAAUUCUAAACUAUCUUCAAGCCUAUCAACAUCUCCUUCUUCAAAUGUCAUGAAUAAAUUAGGAAGUACUAUUGAAAGUAGUCGUAGAACAGUAUCAAAACGAUCAAUAUCUCUUGAACGAGAUUCUAUUCGCAAUAGAAGUCCUCGAGACACAAGUUUAGAUAAUUUAGACAAAAAGCAACAAAAAGUUCCUCCAUUUCUUUUAUUGAGUCAAGAGUCAUUUAAUGAACACAAGUCAAAAAUCACUCAAUGUCGAUUCAAUUUGUCUGGCUCACUUAUAGCUAGUUCUGACAGUGAUGGUUGUUUGAAAAUUUGGACUGCUGCACCAUCUCCUAAAGUUAUUGGUUCUACAAAUUUAAAAAAAGUAGUAUUCAGUCUUGACUGGCUGAAAACUAAUGAUCGCUUUAUACUACUAGGGUGUGAUGACUGUACAAUAAUUUUGUAUGAUGCCAAAGAAAUGAAGAUCUUAUGGGAAUUGAAUCCUUUCAAACAGUCAUCUAAUUUAAGAAUUCAAACAAUUAAAUGUAGUCCUACAGACUCUACAUUUGUAUGUUCCUUGGUUUCUAAAGAUAAUAAUAAAUUAUUGUUAUAUGAUCUCAAAACAAAAAAAAUGGAGAGGCAACUUAUUCUGGGAAAUGAUGAUGUGGCUGUAACAUGCUGUUCUUAUAACCAUAAUGGACAAUUGCUAUAUGCUGGAUGUACUGAUGGCUCAGUACGAACUGUUGAUCUUAGACAUAGUGAGAUUGUUGACCGAUGGACUCCACAUACAGACUGUUUAAUGUGUUUACAAUUGUCUCCAGACCACAAUGAUUGUUAUACUUUAGGAGCUGAUAAAAAAAUUUGUCGAACUAGUAUGAAUGGCAAUAAACAGUCAUGUGUUUGGGAAGUGAAUCUUAAAAAUGAUAAUCUACUCCAAUCAAAUAUGUGCUUGAACCAAGCUUUUACAAUAGAUCAAUCUGGCAGUUACAUGUUAUUAUCCCAUAGCCAAAAUAAUGGAGGAAAUAUUUAUAAAAUUACUAGCAGUGGAUUAAGUAUAGUUCUAUCAUUAAAAGAACACAGAAGUUUUCCUAUUGUUUGUGAUUGGUCAUCUCUUAAUCAGUGUGGCACAUGUGUAACUGGUUCAGAUGAUGGUACCAUAUGUAUAUCUACACUUUUAACUCCAUGAACUUAACUACUUUAUAAUUAACUAUUUAAUGAUUUUAAUUUCUUGAUUAUUGUCAAAUAUUAUAAAAUUAUUUAUAAUAUAAAUAAUUAUAUAAAUAAUACUUUAUUUACAGCAAUAUUUUACAAAAAAAAAAUUUAAUAGAUUCAUUA
Molecule: messenger RNA, 2382 nt
Organism: Daktulosphaira vitifoliae (grape phylloxera)
Lineage: Eukaryota; Metazoa; Arthropoda; Insecta; Hemiptera; Phylloxeridae
Product: WD repeat-containing protein 91
Exons: 13
Coding region: 200-2233 (677 amino acids)
Biological process (GO): early endosome to late endosome transport
Cellular component (GO): extrinsic component of endosome membrane; late endosome membrane; early endosome membrane
Molecular function (GO): protein binding; phosphatidylinositol 3-kinase regulator activity
Source: RefSeq, a predicted model, not a curated record